CAGUUUGAAUGAUGAUUGCGAACCGCGCACACGUUGAAAGUGACUAAGUGACAGAUAAGUUGGUUCGUCUGCUGCUGGGUACGCGCGUCACCGUGGUUAUAACCUCGCUAACUGGUCACUUCAUUUCUACAGUAAAUAAAUAGAAAGGUGCGAAAACUUACCGAAUCGAGCACGUAUUUACAUAACCAGGGAAAGUUAAAGAAAAAUUGCGAUGGACAGUACUUCCGAACUUGAUUUGAAAAGUAACGAGGAGAUUAUAGAGGAGCUUACGAAGGAUCUGGAAAGUUCUUGUAUAAGGGCGGAUGAAAACUCUGUGUCUGGUAAGGACAGUUCGAAGUUGAACGCGCGAAACGACAGUCUACCGAAGGAAACCUGUGAACGUGUGGAAACACAUAUACAAGAUUCACAGGAACCACCGGAUCCCCCGAGAGAUUUCGUUGACGAGGAAUUAUUGAAAGACAGAGAAAUCGGUCUCUCUGAAAACGAAAAAGAAACUCUCAGACACGAAGCAGAGAUGUUGAAAAACAAUGGUAAUGAUCUGUUCAAAAGUGGCGAGUAUAUAGAAGCAAUAUCGAUGUACACACGGGGAAUACAAACAUGUCCAUUAGCAUAUAGCAAAGAGAGAUCUAUUCUGUAUGCGAACAGAGCAGCAGCAAAGCUAAAAUGUUUGGAGAAAGAAUCCGCGAUAUUGGAUUGUACAAAAGCCAUAGAAUUAAAUCCAGGUUAUGUGAAAGCUCUGGUUAGGAGAGGACAAUUGUACGAGGAAGUUGAAAAGCUCGACGAAGCCUUGGAGGAUUUUAAAAAGGUUUAUUCUUUGGAUCCCACUCAUACAGAGGCAUAUCACGAGGUUUGCAGAUUACCUCGACUGAUAGAGGAAAGAAAUGAAAAGUUGAAAACUGAAAUGUUGGGGAAAUUGAAAGAUUUAGGAAAUAUGGUGCUAAAACCGUUUGGACUUUCCACGAAUAAUUUCGAGUUACAAAAAGAUCCAAACAGUGGCGGUUAUUCCGUGAAAUUUCAUCAGAACCCGAGUUAAUAACGCCAGCGUUCGGUGUACGUUUCUUAAGUUUGAAAUUUGUACGAGUCGCAGGAUAUUUAUAAACACUGUACGUAAACUCUGUUGGAACGUUGUGCUUUUUAUCGCAAUAAAGAUGUAAACACGUUACAACGUUAAAUAAC
Molecule: messenger RNA, 1176 nt
Organism: Dufourea novaeangliae
Lineage: Eukaryota; Metazoa; Arthropoda; Insecta; Hymenoptera; Halictidae
Gene: Ttc1
Product: tetratricopeptide repeat protein 1
Exons: 4
Coding region: 212-1033 (273 amino acids)
Molecular function (GO): protein binding
Source: RefSeq, a predicted model, not a curated record